UCCAACGACGGCACAAACUGGGUAUUCAAUCCUCCUGGGGCUCCUCACUUUGGUGGCAAGUGGGAAGCAGCAGUGAAAUCGCUAAAAUUCCAUCUUUCAAGAGUUAUUGGUGAAACUUUACUCACUUAUGAAGAAAUGACAACGUUCCUUCAUCAAGUAGAAGCCAUUUUGAACUCGAGACCACUCGCUCCGCUCUCUGAGGAUCCUGCAGACCUGUCAGCGUUAACUCCAGGUCAUUUUCUUAUCGGUGAGGCACUAAAUGCUGUUCCAGAACCUUCGCUGAGUGAACUCGCUGAGUCAAGACUCUCAAAGUGGCAACUUAUACAACAACGAACAGAACAUUUCUGGAAAAGAUGGUCCGCUGAGUGUCUACAACGCUACCAGGCCAUAUCAAAGUGGCAUCACGCUUCAAACGAGGUGAAAGUCGGCUCGCUUGUGCUCAUCACUGACGAAAGGCUACCACCAACAAAAUGGCCCCUCGCUCGAGUUCUCUCUCUUCAUCCUGGACGAGAUGGACUGACCAGAGUGGUUACUAUUCGUUCCGCUACCUCUACUCUGACCAGACCAAUCGCUAAAUUGUGUGUGCUACCAGUCGACGCCUUUGAAGAACCUUUUGUCAACGCUGUCGCCAAAGGGGGGGAGAAUGUUAAGAAAUUAGCGUGA
Messenger RNA from Agrilus planipennis (emerald ash borer), 663 nucleotides. RefSeq lists its product as uncharacterized. NCBI's taxonomy places the organism in Eukaryota, Metazoa, Arthropoda, Insecta, Coleoptera, Buprestidae. Bases 136 to 663 code for a protein of 175 amino acids. The transcript has a single exon. The record is from RefSeq and is a predicted model, not a curated record.